Molecule: messenger RNA, 2294 nt
Organism: Actinia tenebrosa (Australian red waratah sea anemone)
Lineage: Eukaryota; Metazoa; Cnidaria; Anthozoa; Actiniaria; Actiniidae
Source: RefSeq, a predicted model, not a curated record
CUUCGUAACAACAGCGGUGGGUGGGAUCAUGCUACUGGUGGCAACACUUUCCCUUCUUUUAUGCUGUAUAUUUUCUACUGUGUCACCAACCGUGUUUUAUGUCGAUAGCCAAAAUGGUGACGACCGCAACGAAGGUACAUCAGUAGAUGACGCCUUCUCGACCAUCAAAAAAUGCGUAGACACAAUCGUGGCUCCUGGAGACGAGUGUCGUGUUCGACGUGGACGAUACCAUGAAAACCUCACCAUCACAGGGAAACACGGUACAUCAGAAAACCCCAUCAUCAUCGCUGGGUAUCAAGAUGAACGUCCUAUCAUCGAUGGUACGAUGCUGCUGAAGCCUACAUGGACCAAACACAAGGGGCGUAUCUUCAAAGCUGUGAUUGACAACGACAUUUGGCAAUUGUUUAUCAAUGACGUCAUGAUGACUAAUGCGCGUUGGCCCAAUGCAUUAUGGUCAGACUUUACAGUUUUUAGCAACUCGUACUGGGCUAAGUCUGCACUCAAUUCCACCCGAGAUAUAAUGGUUGAUGAUGGUGAGAAGAACUUGGCAGGCAGUGGUAUCAACGCUACUGGAGCCAUGGCUAUCUUGAACAUUGGAAGUUUUAACACAUUCGUGGCCAAAGUACAGAGUCAUGUACCGGGACACAACUCUUUUACGUAUCACAACACCUUUGGAGAUCAUCACUUCAAACCCAAGUUGAACCAGUAUUUCCUGGAAGACAAGUUAGAGUUACUGGACCAGCCUGGUGAAUGGUAUUACGACAAACGAACCAAAACCUUGUACGUGUGGAACUAUGAUGGAAGGAAGCCUAGAAGAAAAGUCGUACGAGGAAAAAACCAAAUCUAUGCCUUCCAGAUAUCAGACUGUCAUAACAUGAUCCUUGCCAAUAUGACUUUCUUUGCAACAACAUACAAAGCACAAGUCAUCUCCAAAACUAAUUACAUUGAUCAACUUGAAUUCCAAUCGAUUAACUUCAGUUAUCCGUCCUACUCCAGGCGAAUGCUGGGUGUAACAGAUCCGCCCCAAUGGACGCAGAUUCUUGGCAGAAAAGGAAAAGUCAUGAAAACAUUUAAGAUGUUCAACUGUACGUUUUACGGAACAGACGGCGCCGCCCUCCAAUACACCGGUAUCAACGUCACCCUGCAAAACAAUCUCUUUGAAAGGAACGAUUGGUCUGGUGCAAUGAUGAAAACUGCAAUGGGAGGACUGGGAACGAUCGUGUCCAAAAGCAUCGGUGACAGGUUCAUCAGAAACACAGUGCGAUAUAACGGUGCUAGUGCGGGAUACAGGAUCGCCGCUCCAAACUCUCUUGUACUUCUGAAUCACUUCCACCAUCAGUGCUGGGGUAAAAUACAGAAUGAUGGUAGCCAUGUUCAGGUACAGGUGCAUGGUCAAACAGGUGCGGUUCUCAAACAAAACUGGAUUCAUGACAGUCCUAAAUAUGCACUGCGUUUUGAUGGUCAACCACCAAGAAUCGGGGAACAUGGUAGCAUGUUGCAGAACGUUGCAUGGAACAUUAGUGCAUUGAUGAUCAAAGGGGAUUAUCAGAAAGUGUACAACAAUUUAGCUUUCGACAAGUACGUUGACAAGGGAGGAGAUCGCCAAGGCAACGGUUGUGUACUCUGCGUGCUGAGAUAUGUACGUUCUAAUCCUGUGGCUAUCAACAAUGAAACUGUUGUCAUGUAUAACGCGGCAACUACUGCAAACGGAGGAAAACACAAGAGGAAGAAGUACCCCUUGGCUGGUCGAGUGGUUAAAGAUAACAUCAUUGGCAAGGUACGUGGGCAACUCAUGGAUGCAGACAAUUGGGACUUCCGUCCCAGCGUAAACUCCAAGUACAUCCCUAAGAAUGUAGGCCCUUACAAGUUUGAUCCAAGCUCGACCAUUUAUUGGAUACCAGGCAGACAGUCGUACAAAACCAGCACACCAGUACCCCUCGACUCCAGUACCACAGUCAAACCAAACCGGAAUGCUUUGAUGUGGCUAAAUGCACUUGGUGCUCGGUCCCACCACGUUUACUUUGGCCAAAACCUGACCAAGGUUACGAAAGCCUCAGUGAAAGAUCCUGAAUACAAAGCGACGAUCCAAGAUGACGCUAAUGUUUACUUUCUGAAGGAGAAACUGAAAGCUGAGAGUAAGUAUUACUGGAGAGUGGAUGCAGAGAUCUCUGAACAAGAGAUCUAUAGGGGUGAUGUUUGGUCAUUCACAACUAGAGGAUGACCAUACGCAGGCGAGGGAAACUCCUGUAUUGAAAAACACAAAGCAAUAAAUAUUUAUUAAAGACUGUUAGUGA